Molecule: messenger RNA, 1206 nt
Organism: Emiliania huxleyi CCMP1516
Lineage: Eukaryota; Haptophyta; Isochrysidales; Noelaerhabdaceae
Exons: 1
Coding region: 1-1206 (401 amino acids)
Biological process (GO): protein farnesylation
Cellular component (GO): protein farnesyltransferase complex
Molecular function (GO): protein farnesyltransferase activity
Source: RefSeq, a predicted model, not a curated record
AUGUCAGACGCCGACUAUCAGCGGCGCUGGCAACCCGGCGUCGAGACCGACGCUCGCGACGGCGGUGCGCCGAGCGACACGACGGAGGAGCAGAUCGCCACGGAGGAGGCUUGCCAGCGCUGCAUCGACGAGAUAUGCGACCCGGAGCUCCGCCGGGAGGCGGCUUCGCUCCUCACGCGCGAGCACCGCACGUACUGCGCGAGCGGCCUCUGGCGGCUGUCGGCCGGAUACGCGUCGCUCGAUGCGAGCCGGCCUUGGCUCUGCUACUGGAUCGUCCACUCCCUCUCCAUCCUCGGCACCAGGAUCGACGCCGCCGCGGCCGACGCCGUCAUCAACUUCAUCGGCCGCUGCCGCGACCCGGACUGCGGCGGCUUCUGCGGCGGCCCGUACCCGGGGCAGAUGGCGCACCUGGCACCCACGUACGCCGCCGUUAACACCCUCGUCACCAUCGGCACCCCCGCCGCCUUCGAGCUCAUCAAGGGCGCCAAGCUGGGCAGUUUCCUGCGUGCGAUGCGGCGCGAGGACGGAGCCUUCACGAUGCACCACGACGGCGAAGUUGACGUGCGCGGCGCGUACUGCGCGAUCGCCGUGGCGACGCUGAGCGGCGAGGUUGAGGCGACGGGGCCGUGGGAGGACACUGCCAACUGGAUCCUCGGCUGCCAGACGUACGAGGGCGGGGUGGGCGCGACGCCCGGCGAGGAGGCGCACGGCGGGUACACCUUUUGCGGCCUCGCCGCGCUGAGCCUGCUCGGCGCCGCGCACCGGCUCCGCCUGCCGCCGCUGGUUCGCUGGCUGGUGGGUCGGCAGAUGGCGCACGCGGGGGGCUUCCAGGGCCGGACCAACAAGCUGGUGGACUCUUGCUACUCGUUCUGGCAGGGGGGCGCCUUCCCGCUAGUCCAGUCGCUGCUGCAGUCCCGCGGGGAGCUCGCGCCUGGCGGCGCCAUCUACAACGCGCCGGCACUCCUCGACUACCUCAUCGUCUGCGCCCAGGUGGCGCAGGGCGGUUUGCGCGACAAGCCGGGCAAGGGGCGCGACUACUACCACACUUGCUACGCUCUCUCUGGCCUCGCCGUCGCCGCUUCGGCCUCGGAGCUUCCGGGCGUGCCCGAAGGGUGGGUGAACGGCGUGCGGCUCAUCAACCCGAUCUUCAACGUUGUCAAUGACAAGGUCGAGGCGGCGCUCGAGCAUUUUCGCGCCGCCGAGUGA